Pocillopora meandrina is the source of this 3171-nucleotide messenger RNA. The record is from the annotation of a GenBank genome assembly. NCBI's taxonomy places the organism in Eukaryota, Metazoa, Cnidaria, Anthozoa, Scleractinia, Pocilloporidae.
CACGUAAUUAUUAGAAAAGUGGGUUCAUCCUUAACGGCAAGAUGGCGGACGGAGGCACCGCGGAGGAAAGCCUCGAAUUGGCAGAGAGGCAACGGAAAAUGUCUGCUGCAACACAACCUGUUUCUGUGGAUAAUCAUAAUUCCCAGCCACAGAAGAGUGAAGCUGCAAAGAAAUCUUUGAAAAAGAAAGGUUAGUAGCGUAAUGACAUUACGUUUUUUGUUGCUGAAUUGGAGAGCUGAAUUGGAGGAAAUCAGCACAAUUUCUGUGAAACCCCUAAAACCACAUCUAAUUUUUAGGCAUUGUUAUCACUCUUACAUCAAAAUCAAGCAGUGAAGUAAAUUUUCCGUAUUUUAAUCGAUAUCUAAACUUCGAGGUCAACUGACGACAUGUUGCAGCAUAUCCCAGAAAGUUAGAAAAUGAAAAAAUAGUAAAAAAGUUAUAAGCUUUCAGUUAAGUCGCUUAAACUACAUCUUACUUUUCUCUGUGAUGUCAUGAUCGUCGUAAAUGAUCGUGCAUGUUGUUGUUGGUAUUUCUGCAGUGGAAGUUUUACUAAAGGCUGCUGGAGAUGCCCCUAUUAUGGUGAAAAAGAAGUGGGUAGUGGAUGGAUCAAAGCAAGUCUCAUACAUUAUAGAGUUUAUUAGGAAAUAUAUCAAGUGUGAACCACAAGAUUCACUGGUGAGUUCAUUCCUUUGAUCCUCAGUAGUGAAGUAAGCUCAGAAACUUGACUUAAAGCUUUUUGUACUUAUGGGUGUCAGUUAUAGCCUGUACCAGGCACUUGGUCAAUGGAGACAAGCAAAUAUUUGUUUUUGAAAAUACUGUUAUCUGUAAAAUAGAUGGGAGGGGGAAUAAAAAUGUAACUACUACAUCCAUCAUUGCUGCCAACUGAGGGCUUGGUGUAAGGGUAUGUUAGCCUUGGGUUAGGCUAUUCCAGGGAAGGUUGGGUGGUGAUCUGCUCCAGAAGCCUUACAAAGCCUGACCUUGUUUAGGUCAAUAUCCAUUCUUUUUGUGUCCUUUUCAGAAAAAAAGAUUUAGACUGCGAUACAUCAAUCUCAUCCAACCAAGUCUAAUACAUAUUCAUACAUUCAGACAGAUUUUUUACUUGAUGAAUUAACCCGUUAACUCCCAAGAUCAAAAUAUAAAUUCUCUGCACUGUCUUUUACAUAUUUCCUUUAAUUAGUUACCUGAGAGUUAGUGUUAAAUCAAACAGUGAUCUUUAAGUUGAUAUUUUACUUUCUUAACAUCACCCUUCUGCUUGAAAAUGUAGAGAUACAAUUAGCCCUUGAACUCUCAAGAUCUUAUUGUUAAUUCUUCCCUCUUGCUGCCACACAUUUCCUUGUAAAUUAGCCAUGUGAAUUUGGUUUUAAAUCAAAAUAACAGCUUCUAACUGAUAAGUUUGAGUAUUCUCGUAACCUGUGUGCUGGGUAGUACACAAAUAUUACAAGGAGAGGUUACAUGUUAAUCCCUUUUGGGACUAAAAGGGCUAAGGGAAAUUCCUCUAUGGUCACUCAUUGAAGUGAAGGGGUUAUAAUUUUAAAAAAAUAUAUUAGUAUCACACACACACAAUACAUUGCCACACUCUCACCUUGUUACCUUGUUUAGACUUCUGGUUCAGAAAAUCAGCCUGCUCAUGAGGCUAAAUUGUCAGAGUGUAGAAAAUGUUUAAAAAUCGAAAAGCUGUAAAAUUUACCCUGUUCAAAAGGACAUUACUGUUGGGCUAAACAGACAUUUCCUAGGAAGUGCUAGUGGAGCAUUGCUGUCACUUUAACCUGUGGAGAAAACUUUGUUCUUGCAGGUAACCCUCAGUCUCCAAUAUGUGUUCUAAUGUGUUUCUUCUCAGUUUGUUUAUGUAGGUCAGUGUUUUGCACCAACUCCUGAUCAGACAUUACAGAAUUUAUAUGAUGUGAGUAGAGUGGGUUAACAAUAAUCAUUAAACAUUUUUAAGGGGUCAUUCUCAAGAAGGACUAAGUACAAGUGGACAGAGAUUUGUCCAGUAGAUAGCAUUAACCAUCCUUCAAACAGUGGUUGCCAGGUUACCAUGACAGUAUACCAAUAGCCUUACAUACUUCUGAGUUGACAGAGAUACUGGAUGAGUAAAUUGGCGUCUCUAAAAGCAUAAUGCAAUGACCCUACCAGGGUUCCAACCCAGACCUCUUGAUAUGCAGCUCAGUGUAAUAACACCACCCCACUCCAUCUCCCAUACAAGAAAAUGAACCCCCCCCCUCCCUCUCCCCCUACCACCAGGACUUGCUUGCCUUUUUAUCAUGAGCAUGACCUCUUCACUUCUUUGAUUUUAUUUGUAGUUUUCUCCCUACUGGUUUUAUCCAUUUAUUUGUAAAUAUUUAAGAGAAUUUUGUAUAGAAUCUUGGUAUUACCCCAAAGUUAAUGAGUUUGUAUUUUCUUGUAACCUGUUUGCUGGGUAAAUAGUAGUGUUACUUUUAGAGUAAAUUAUGUUUUCAUCACUUCUGGAAGUCAGAGGAUUAAUUAUAACACAAUUUAUUGCAGUAGCUUGAGAUAUGACUGAAUGGGGUCUGACAUGUUGAUAAUCUGAUGACAUUUUACUGAAUGAAGUUAAUUAUUCUUUGUUUUAGUGUUUUGGAGCAGAUGGAAAGUUAGUCCUUCAUUACUGCAAGACACAAGCUUGGGGAUAAUUGAGCUCUACAGCAUUCAAAACUUUAUUUUUCCAAAAAUGUUAUUAAUAAACAGAUCAUGUGAUAGGUAGGAAGUGGAACUUUUUGGACAUAAGGAAAAUUUAAGUCUUAAGGGAGAGAAGUUUUCACAGCCAUCAUGUUUGAGGUUCAAAAAUCAGAAAAUAAGAGCAUCCUUUAAAGAAUGAGUGGGAUUUCAAGUGGAAUUCAACCUUUCAGCCUCUUUUUUAAAUAAACCAUUUUAGUUUAAUUUUUGAAUUUUUCUGAAGUAUACAUAGUUCAAAACAACAUCCCUAAUUUCACUACUUCUAUAGAGCCACAUGUUUUUGAAACAUAAAGAAGGCUGGUCAUUUACUCUGUACUCUAUUUUGCCUGAUUUGCAAAAAAGUAUGCAAUGGACUAUUUCCUGUCAAGGAAUUUCCCCAAAAAAAGAUGUUGUAUGUGUAUGUAUUUCUCAUCUUAAAUAAACUGAGAGUAUGUAAAUAUGAUAAGAUAUUUUGUAUUAUAAUAAUUGAAUAAAACCAUG